Messenger RNA from Spodoptera frugiperda (fall armyworm), 6894 nucleotides. RefSeq names its product probable ATP-dependent RNA helicase spindle-E (gene spn-E). Gene Ontology annotation, molecular function: ATP binding; RNA binding. The transcript has 27 exons. Bases 217 to 4542 code for a protein of 1441 amino acids. NCBI's taxonomy places the organism in Eukaryota, Metazoa, Arthropoda, Insecta, Lepidoptera, Noctuidae. The record is from RefSeq and is a predicted model, not a curated record. Gene Ontology annotation, cellular component: intracellular anatomical structure.
CAUAUGUCAUUGUCAAUUGAGAAAAAAACUUCGAUACAAUCUUCGAGUUGUAUUUAAACUGAAAUACCUAUUAUUUUGCUGAAACUUCAUUAUUUUUGUUGAGCUAAGGUUUCAUAUUGUGUAAACACAGCGAAUAAAUACACUGAGCAUUUUGUUUCAGUCUUUAGUUAAUCGUUUAUAGUAGUAGGUAUUCGAUUUCUACGUUAGAACUUGAAAAUGGAUGAAGUUCGAGCAUUUUUUAUGAAUCCAACGCAAAGAAUUAAACUCAGGGGGCCUCUUACUGGAGGUGCUCGAAUUAUUACUGAAGAUGACGAUGACCAGUACAUGAGCAGAAAGAUGGAACAUCGGCAUUCAGCGUUGUCUGAUGUCGGUACCGAUUAUGCCCGCGAAGUCAAGGAAAGAGAAACUGAGUUAUAUUUGCGGAAUGAAUUGAACCGUGAACAAGCUGCCAGUACAAGCGUGGCAGGAGGUCUAGAAUCUAUGGAGCACCUGUCUUUCGGAGUCUCUGUGCCCAACAUAGACGAGCUUAAUGAUGAAGCUAUGACAGAAGUAUACAACAAGUAUUCAUUCCAAAUGAAAGAGGACACUCAAAAUUUGGCUAUCAAUGCACACAAACAGCAGAUCCUGGAUCGCAUCCACGGUUUUCCAGUGGUUAUAGUGGAAGGUCCAACUGGGUGUGGUAAAACUACCCAGGUCCCACAAUGGAUCCUCGAUGACUGCUACCAGGCCCGACGACAAUGUAAAAUAGUGGUGACCCAACCAAGGAGGAUUGCAGCCAUAUCUAUAGCAAAAAGAGUUGCACAAGAAAGAGGCUGGGAUGUUGGCGGUAUUGUUGGUUAUCAGGUCGGAUUGGACUCUCAUACUUCAACUGACACACGUAUUUCUUACGUAACUACCGGUAUAUUGUUGCAAAAGCUAGUUGCUGCAAAAACAAUGAACGAAUACACACAUGUGAUACUAGAUGAGGUUCACGAAAGAGGGCAAGAGAUGGACUUCCUCUUACUGAUCGUGAAGAGACUAUUAUACACAGUGUCGCCAGGGGUCAAAGUAGUAUUGAUGUCGGCCACGUUUAACAAGCAGUCCUUCGCCGACUACUUCAUGAUCCCCACCCCACGAGGCCUGCAGAUGUCCUCCUGCAUCAAAAUUGAGAAACAAGAACAAAUGUUCACUGUUAAAGAGUUCUACUUGAAUCAUUUGACGAAAUUUGGAUCGAUACUUCACCAAUCAACACCAAAAACUGAUGAGCCAACCAUAGCUCCGGAGAUGCACCAUCUUGUUCUGAAGCUUUUGAACGCAUUUGAGCAUAUAGACAAGCACGAGGACCAAAUAUCAGAUCGUGAUGAUGCAGAGCUUCCGUCUGUCCUCAUCUUUCUACCUGGUAUUCAUGAGAUUGAGGACCUGUAUUCUUGCCUCACGGACCUGGAUUUACGAGAAAAGAUAUGCGACAAAGAGUGUCGUACGUACAAAUGGUACGUGCUUCCACUACACUCCACUAUCACGUCGGAAGAGCAGGCUCGCGUGUUCCAACGAGUGCAGAGAGGGCACAGGAAGGUUAUACUCGCCACCAACAUCGCUGAGAGCUCCAUUACUGUGCCUGAUAUUAAAUAUGUGAUAGACUACUGCCUAAUGAAAGUGAUGGUGGCCGACCCGGAGACAAGUUUCACGUCGUUACGCCUCGCAUGGGCAUCGAAGACCAACUGCGAACAACGUUCCGGCCGCGCCGGUCGAGUGAGGGACGGACGUGUGUACAGACUUGUUACUGAUAAGUUUUAUGAAGGAUUAAAACAAGAAUGCACUCCGGAGAUAAUCCGGUGUCCGUUAGAGAGAUUGGUUUUGUUAGCCAAGCUGAUGGACAUGGGGCCGCCGAGCGACGUGCUAGCUCUGGCCAUGGACCCGCCAGACAUCAGCAAUAUACAGCGCACCAUACUUUCUCUUAAAGAGACAGGAGCAAUGAAGAAGACAGUGGACGAGGAAUGGUGUGCCACGGACGGUGACCUGACGUACCUGGGUCGCGUGGCGGCCCGGCUGCCUGUCGACGUCAAGUUGUCUAAGCUCAUCAUGCUGGGCUAUAUUUACGGUUGCCUCGAAGAAGCUGUUAUUAUGGCUGCCGCGAUGUCAGUGAAGAACUUGUUCAGCAGUCCGUUCCGUGAAAGGCUGAAUGCUUACAACUCUAAGCUGACCUGGGCAGACGGGUCUACCAGCGAUUGUAUCGCUUUCCUUAACGUUUACAAAGUAUGGAGCCACCUCCGUCAACAACAGUACUUCAGAUCGGCCGGUCAGUCGGAGGCAGCCUGGGCGCGUCGCUUCUACGUACAAGCGCGAGCGUUGCGCGAACUCGACGAGUUAGCGAAGGACUUGCGCAAACGACUCGCUACACUAGGCAUAGACCCACCCAAUGGCAAGUCGCCGUGGAACAAACAUGAACUUUCUCUGCUUUAUAAGGUGAUAAUAGCGGGCGCGUUCUACCCGCAGUACUUUAUUCAAGUGUCGGAGGACGAGGGCCGGGAGAGAGACGCCGUGCGCACACUCGGGGGACAUGAUCCUAGGAACACGGUAUAUUUGAAGAACUUCCCCGACGACCAACCAGGCGAGGUGUACGCCGGUGCGAUCAAGAAAGCAGUUCUGAAGCAAAUCUCUGAAGAGCCGAGAGUUACAUUUGAUGGGACUAGCAAGAAAGUGUACUUGACAUUCAAUGAUGGAUCGGAUGUGAAAACUGGCAAGCAAAAUAGUGGCGACCCCACAAUACCCGGCCAAGUGGUCCUGCCAGUGUACAAAGCUGUGAAGGCCAGACAGUUACGCAUAGAUGUCAGGAUACCAUUAUUGCCUCGGGACAAGGCACAAACGGUGGCCGCUUCGAUUGCCUUGGACAAGAUGACGUUGGACUUGGAACGGAUGGUGCCUCGCCUGCCCGAAGUCGACGAUACACAUUUCCCAUUGAAGAUUAGUCAGAUGACAAGUAUCAACAAGUUCUUCGUACAAUACGCGGACGAGAGUACGGAGCGUGAGUUGCAUACAAUCCAGUCGGCGUUGAACAAGUCUACUCUACUGGCUCACACGGGGCCCGUAGUGGCCGGGGACAUACUGGCAGCUCCUUAUACUGAGGCUGGGACUACGCAGAUGUGCCGUGUCAGAGUCAUGGCAUUAUUGCCCAGGGAGAUGGUUGAGGUAUCAUACAUAGACUACGGCAGCGAAGGCCGUGUCCACGUGUGCAACCUGCGCGUGGUCCCCCCCACCGCCGGCUCCACCCCCCCGCUGGCCAUGCGCUGUCGGCUGGCGGGGCUGGCGCCCAGUCCACUGCUGGACGCCCACGGCCACUACACGCCCGCCGCCACGCAACGCUUCGUACAGCUUUCGUCACGAGGCAGAUUGCUCGCCAAGGUGUAUUCGGUGGUACAUGGAAUAAUAAACAUCGAGCUAUUGGCGGAAGGCGGGAGACUCAACGUUAACAACGAGCUCAUCCGGCUAGGCUUCGCUGUUGCCUGCGAUGAGAGUUACGAAUCUAAGUUAAACCACGACAUCAGAGAGAUGGCAAUAGAUAUGAACAUGGUACAGAAACGCGCGCACAACAGGGAACAGUUGGAGAUGGCUUACUACCAGCUGAACGAGAUAGAACCACCCAGCACUAAGGAAUGCGACUCCGAUGUAUGCCUUAAAGGACCUUUCAGUCCGCUGGAGACGACAGUGCACAAUCUGAUGUUCGCCAGCCGCGACCUGCCCGUCACUAUAGAGUGGAACUCCGUCAACUCUGUAUUACUGGACACUGAGCCACAGGAGAGAUAUGAAAGACUGGUGGUGGCGGGCGCGGUGGGCAGCAACGAGCAGCGCUCCCGGCUGACCCUGCGCCACACCACGCUCAUGCCCAACAUCCCCGCGCUGCCCGCCAUACUCGCGCUGCUCUUCUGUCCCGUUGCGGAGCUCCGCCGCAACGCGCUGGGCACGCGGUACGUGUGCGCGCUGUGCGGGCUGGGCAGCACCGACGCGGGCAAGCCCUACCUGCCCGAGCAUGAUCUACUCAUCGACAUCGACGCUGAUCUAGACGUAGAGGACAUUGGUCUUAUCAACCACAUCCGCCACUUGAUGGACUACAUGAUGUUCUGCUACGACGGCCAGGAGCAGCCCACUGCCGAGGACGCGUUCAAGCCGCAAGUACCGCAGCUCAUCCGCAAGGAUCUACUCGCGCUCCUAAUGAAGCGGCGCCGGCACCGCGAGCCGGAGUACGUGUCGCGGACGUGGGAGUGGCGGUCGGUGGGCGAGGCCGAGCUGCUGGAGAUCUCGGUGCCCGACAUGCUGCAGUGCGCCGUCAUCUACCCGCUGCUGGCGCCGCAGGAGCUGCUGCCGCCCACCAGGGACCAUCUCAUGCAGCUCAAGAACGAUAAUGAGGAACUUAAACUGCUUGUGUCUAGGACACCAAACGCUUCAAGCAUGGAGUUGACAUGUAAACUGUGCAACACAAAGACGAUGUCUCUACACGCAAUGCGUAUACAUCUAUACUCAAACUCUCAUCGCGACAAAGAAGAGGAUUUCCAAGGACUUCAGUCGUAAAUAUUACGGUUUUUCUUUAUAUUUUUAUCUUAAUACUUACUUUUUGUAUUACUUAUUUAGUUUUAAUGUCGAUUUCGACAAUAAUCAUUUUGUCGUGAGUUGUGCAAAUUCGCGCGUCUAGACAAUUUGUUAUGUAAGUAUAUAGAAUUCUGGAAUCUUAAUCCUAAAUUGACUAUAUAUAAUUCUAUGUCCUAUAUACGUAGAUCUUAUAUUAGACGCGGAUCUAUAUAACAAUCCUAUAAUCUCCGACGAUUUUCGAAAUUGCCUAAAAAGAUCUGUAAAAAGGUACCUACAUUUUUCGUGAGUACUUUUUAUGUGUUCAUACUAUUAAGUUAGGUAGUAGGCAACGUUAUUGUUAAUGCCAAUUAUAAUAGCAAUAAGUAAUCUUUAUAUAUCCAGCUUGAAUAUAAAGGUUGUCUCAAACUAUUACCGAUAGGUUAGUUAUUUUUGUCGAUGCCUCUUCAUCGCGACAUCUACUACGACUAGUAUCGACUAAAAGACUCAAUAAAUUCAGGUGCAAAGUAUAGUACAAAAUAUAUUGUAAAACAUGUAUAUCAGUAGCUAAUGACUGCAUUUUUGAUACUAACAAUUACAAUUAUUUAUCAGUUAGGCUGAAUUUGACAGUAGCAAUUUGAAAAAACUUUUUUUUUUCUUCUAAAGUUUGGUUCAUAUCUGACGGAACGUGCGUCGCGUAAGAACAGACAAAUGUAUAGAAAAUCACUUGACCGAUGAUACUUUAGUGCGACGCGUGUGUAGAUAUGAGCCGACUAAGGACUGAUUUUUCAGUACAGUACCCUUAGUAUGAGUUUGCUUUACGUUUAACGAAAACGAAACUAGACCGCCUUCGGCAUUCAUUGGCCGGCUCCAAUUAAUUAACCAAUCACAGCGCCGAAUGCGCUCUCGGUAUACGUAAAGCAAAUUCGUACUUUGGCCCCAAAUAUUUCUUAACCAUAGAAUAAAAUUGACAUCGUAUAGUUUUUAGGUAUUGAAGAAUUGUAAAAAAAAAUAUUCUUCUGAUAAAAAUUAUCUAGCGUAGGAUAAAUCAGCUGUAAUUCUUAUAUCAAAGUUUUUUGUUAUAUGUAAAAAAUUUCAGUGUUUAUGUUUACGUUUUUUUUUUACUUACUACUUAUUCGAUAUUACUUGUUAUUAAAAGUUAUAGUUUUCUUUGUUGAUUUAUUUUCUUUUGCAUACAUCUAUGCAAAAUGUUUAAUUGUUUUCAUUAGAAAUCCAUUUUAGUUAAGUUUGUGAACAAAGGACAAUUUCGUGUAUUUCCUUUUCUUAUACUCUUUUGUUUAUUUUCAUCCCGAGUUCGUUUUAAAUUUUUCUGUAUCGGACAUCUUGAAGAUCUGAGAUAUUAUAUAAAAAGAGCGUUCAUCCUUCAAUUUUAUGUUUAUUCGUCGUUUUUCCGUCCAUUCACAUACACUAUAUAAAUGCUCCAAGAACAUUGUUUUUAUCUUGCAAAAAAUUAUAGAAAUGUUAUUUUAUCCCACCGAGGUUUGUCCCUACUUCCUUUCUAGUUUUGUAGUUACUUAUGUAUGUGAUAUUCUGACUUUUAUUACUGUGUAAGAUUCACCAUAGUUAUAAAACAUUUAUUUUUGUAUACUCACUUUAAAUAAAAGUUAAACGGUCGUAGAAUUUAUGUACCAAACAAUAUUGUGAGCACUAUUCUAUUCGAACCAUGGUCAAAAAAUGUGAUCUGUAUUUGUACUUGUACUGGUGUCAACUUGGUUGCGCAACUAAUUGCCGGCAACCUUAUCAGCGCGACGUACUGCGUGAGCGAUUUAGAAGCGAACGCGAAGCGGUGCGGUGACACCGAAUUCAACGCGAUGCGGUGCGACGCGGCGAUUAAUGUCCUAUAUAUUAUAGGUGUACGUGAAUUGUUUCGUUUUGUUUAAAAUGUCGGAAAUACGACAUUAUAAACAAAAACGUAACGGCACCGCGUCUAGUUCGCGCGAAAAUAUCAAGCAAAUUGAUCGCGUACGGUUGGUCACGUAGGCCACAUUUUGACAGUUUGUUGUUUUCGCGCCGCACCGCACCGCAUCGCAUUCGCGUCUAGAUCGCUCACGCAGGAGGUCGCAUUAGUAUUUGUUCUAGCGUAUCUAUGUAGACAACAUGGUUAACAUACGACAAAGGAAUUCUAAUAAAACCGUGCUCUAAUCCUUAGCAGCUGAUUGUAAUAAAUACUGUGUCUUAUUGUUAAAGAUAUAUAGUUUAUAUUCAUUUAAAUUAAGUUAAUAUUAAGUAGGUUCUGUGCCUUUUGUUUUGCCUCUGAUUUGAUAUUACACGUUGACAGAUUCGUGUUUAGUUCAUAAGUUACGAUAUUUGACUAAAUAAAUGUAUAUUAAUUAAAUA